AAUCUUGAAACUAUCAAAAUAUACAUAAAAACUUGUAUAUAAAUUUUUAGGAUUUGUUUGUUUAUGUUGUUUGAUAGUGGUAUCAUCAAUCAACCAGCAGGAAGUAUCAAGUAGUAGUUUAUUUUAUACAAGUUUACCUUUUUAUCUGUAUAAUAAUCAAGAGUUACAGCAAUACUACCUCAAGAUUCAACCGAGAAGUGGGUAGAAAUUUGGCGGAAAGAUUGUCUGUCAUACUCGCAACAGCUGCCCAAUCUUUGUGUGUCGGGUCGGGUGGUGGACAGCUGAACGAGAACCACUUUCUUCACUCGUCGGAGAACAUGGCUUACCACCACUUUACUACUGCCACCGGAAAAGCACCGAUUUUGCUCCUCCCAUCGCAUUCUCCCAGAAAAAUGCCAACAAAUAUAAGGUUCAAGUGUUCUAUUGAGUUACCAUUGUCUAUAUCGACCACGGAUGCAGCUAGACAUGUUGUAUCAGGGCUUGCUGCUUCCUUGGUACUUAUAGUGCCAACAAACCAGGUUUUGGCGACACAACUGUCAUAUAAUAAUUUAUGCCAGAUUGCAAGUGCCACCAACAGUAUGCCAACCCUUCCUCUUGAUGAGGGUUCAAAUCUGAUGAUGAUGAGAGGUAUGACAACAAGGAACUUUGAUCCUGUAAGAUACUCCGGAAGAUGGUAUGAAGUUGCUUCACUUAAGCGUGGAUUUGCUGGACAAGGUCAAGAAGAUUGCCACUGCACCCAGGGAGUAUAUACAAUUGAUACGGCAACACCAGCAAUCCAGGUAGAUACCUUUUGCGUUCAUGGCGGGCCUGAUGGCUAUAUCACUGGUAUACGGGGCAGGGUCCAAUGCCUUCCAGAGGAAGAUGUGGAGAAAACCGAAACAGACUUAGAAAGGCAAGAGAUGAUUAAAGAAAAGUGUUACCUUCGGUUUCCCACAUUACCCUUCAUUCCUAAAGAACCUUAUGAUGUGAUUGACACUGAUUAUGACAAUUUUGCCCUUGUUUCUGGAGCAAAAGACAGGAGCUUUAUUCAGAUAUACUCGAGGACACCAAAUCCAGGGCCAGAAUUCAUAGCAAAGUACAAGCUUGUGUUGGCAGACUAUGGCUAUGAUCCAAGCAAAAUCAAGGACACUCCACAGGACUGUGAGGUCUCAGAUAGCCGAUUAGCUGCAAUGAUGUCGAUGAAUGGAAUGCAACAAGCUUUAACAAACCAGUUUCCUGAUCUUGGACUCAAGUCUGCUGUUGAGUUCAAUCCCUUCACAAGUGUAUUUGACACUUUGAAGAAGCUUGUGCAGCUAUAUUUCAAGUAGUCAAAUUUGGUCAAAAAUUCAAGCAAAAACAAAACCAACAGUUCUCAACCAAGCUUUGUCAUAACCCAUAAUGAACAAAACAUGUAUUGCAUUCAUGUUCACAACUUCACAUGACAUGUUUUCA
This is a messenger RNA of Cynara cardunculus var. scolymus (artichoke), 1431 nucleotides long. RefSeq names its product chloroplastic lipocalin. Gene Ontology annotation, molecular function: small molecule binding. The transcript has 5 exons. Lineage: Eukaryota; Viridiplantae; Streptophyta; Magnoliopsida; Asterales; Asteraceae. The coding region runs from base 318 to 1307 and encodes 329 amino acids. The record is from RefSeq and is a predicted model, not a curated record.